GAAAUCAUUUAGUAAACAUCACAAGAAUGGCUGCAUAUAAAAUUUUGGCCAUAUUUAUGGUCUUAUUCUUGGUUCAAAGCUCUUUGGCCAAGCCCCUGGAUGAUUCUUCCAAUUUAUUUGACUCUUCCGAAGAGGAAAUAAGAAAGAAUCCAACAGCUGCACAAAAACUUCUACUCUUUGCAAUUGAUAAUUUCUUAGCCAUAGGCAAACAAUACAGCGCGAAUGCUGUCAAUGUCAGCCGCAAUAUUCUACAAGACGAAUCCAUGGUGGCCAAUGAUAAACCGGAAGUUCUAGAGUUCAAAAAGAAUCUAACCAUGUUUGUGGAAAAGUAUGAAGCCAACAAAAAACCCCUUCAAUGGUGGGAUAUUAUUGAAAUUUAUACAGACACCACCGACAAAUAUUCCCAUAUACCUGAGGAAAAAGUUACCCCAGAAUCUACAUUUAUAGUGGAGAUCUUAAAGAAAUACAAUAGCGAUAAGAUGGCCCUGGAAAUAGCUCCAAAAUUUAAAAUCUUUAUAGACGAUUUCGAGAAGAUGUUUGAAGAGAAUAAAGCGGAAUUGGACAAGGACAUGUUGGAGUGGUAUGAGAAGUACAGUCAUUUUACUGAUAUGGAGCAAAAAAUAGAUGCUUUUAGUGGUUUUAUUGAUAUGGCCUAAAAAGUGUACAACAAUUAAAUUAAAUAAAACCUAUAGAACAAA
This is a messenger RNA of Calliphora vicina (urban bluebottle blowfly), 698 nucleotides long. RefSeq lists its product as uncharacterized. Lineage: Eukaryota; Metazoa; Arthropoda; Insecta; Diptera; Calliphoridae. The record is from RefSeq and is a predicted model, not a curated record. The transcript has 2 exons. The coding region runs from base 27 to 656 and encodes 209 amino acids.